This is a messenger RNA of Schizophyllum commune H4-8, 1211 nucleotides long. Its product is annotated as RTA1-domain-containing protein. The record is from RefSeq and is a predicted model, not a curated record. The transcript has 7 exons. Gene Ontology annotation, cellular component: fungal-type vacuole; plasma membrane. NCBI's taxonomy places the organism in Eukaryota, Fungi, Basidiomycota, Agaricomycetes, Agaricales, Schizophyllaceae. Bases 282 to 1211 code for a protein of 309 amino acids.
AGGAAGGUAGGAUUGGUCAUGACAUGGUAAGGCUUAGAUGGGCGCGCCGGAAACACGGGUGCCCCAGAUGUAGCACAAAGACUUGGGACGAUCCCUUUCCGGAACCCCGCCCAGGGGUCCUUGACAGCACGACCCACCUACCUUAUUCUAACCAACGAGGAUUUACUGUGGCAGUGGUAUAUAAGACUCUACGCGGUGACUGACUCACCAUCCGCCCCCUCCCCCUCCUCCCCUCACCUUCUCGUCCCUCUCUCCCAUACGACAGCACCCCAAUUCCAAUCAUGUCCGACGAAUACGCCAACAUCACCCUCUCGGACUUGACACCAGAGCAGAUUGACGAGCUUUCCUCGUACGGCUAUGUCCCAACAGAGUGGAUAUGUAUCCUGUAUCUCGUUCUCUUUGGUCUCACCACUGCCGCCCACUUCGGCCAAACAAUCUGGUAUCGACAAUGGUGGCUCUUCGCGACCGCCGUGCUCUGCGGCGCGCUCGAGUGCCUGGGAUGGGUGGGCAGGCUGUGGAGCAAUCGCAACAUCCUCGCGGACGAUCCGUACAUGAUUCAGAUUGUUACCACGAUUAUCGCGCCCACGCCACUGCUGGCCGCUAACUUCGUCAUGAUGGGACGACUUGUGCGCCGCUUGGGUCCCGCGUACAGCCGUUUGAGCCCACGGUGGUAUACGAUUAUCUUUUGCUCUUGCGAUGUCAUCUCGCUUGUGGUUCAAGGCGCAGGCGGUGGCAUUGCUGCCUCCGCUGACGACCACGACGGCGCUGAGCUCGGCGGCAACAUCAUGCUCGGCGGUAUCGCGUUCCAGCUCGCCGUCAUCGUCUUUUUCACGCUCUUCGCCAUCGAGUUCCUCUGGCGCUACUUCACCGACCGUCCGCACCCCAAGCAGGCCGCCGCCGCCGCCUCGUCAACGACGACGCUCACUCCUCCUCGCGGCGCGCUCACGACGCUGCUCAAGCUCACCAUCGCGUGCUUGACGGUGACGACGGUGCUGCUGUGCAUCCGGGCGGUCUACCGCCUGAUUGAGCUCUCGGAUGGCUGGAACGGCGAGAUCAUCACGACGGAAGUGUGGUUCAAUGUCUUCGACGCGGCGAUGGUGGUUGUUGCGAUGUACUGCCUGAACUUCCUCCACCCCGGCUGGACGCUGCGCGAGCCGGCGUCGAUCAUGCAGGAGAAGCCCUUUGAGUACAGUACGGCAACUGUCGCAUGA